Molecule: messenger RNA, 867 nt
Organism: Bacidia gigantensis
Lineage: Eukaryota; Fungi; Ascomycota; Lecanoromycetes; Lecanorales; Ramalinaceae
Exons: 1
Coding region: 1-867 (288 amino acids)
Cellular component (GO): cytoplasm; nucleus
Molecular function (GO): RNA polymerase II CTD heptapeptide repeat phosphatase activity; RNA polymerase core enzyme binding
Source: RefSeq, a predicted model, not a curated record
AUGAAUAUCCCACGUUCCAUACUCAAAAAUCCAUCAGUGCCCUCGACCGAUCCUCCCUUGAAACAACAAGAUCGUAUGAGGGAAACAGCCCUCUACCAUGCCAAUCUCAUCCAACAUCGGAAAGACGUUGAAAAUCAGAUACUAAACAUAAUCGAGGCGUUGCUCGAACUCCCGUCAUCAAGUGAUGCUGAUCCAGCUUCUCCGUCUGUUGAAGAAGCGGCUGUUGUGGGGAGCUCGCUGAGGUUAUUUCAGCCGUCAGACUAUGAUGCCCUAGUCGAAGAGCGCAACAUAAAUAAGCAAUGUGGUUAUGUUCUCUGCCCACGAUUGAAUAGACAACAGGAGACGACCGCAAAGUACAGGCUGAUCAAAGCUCAAAGAAGCAGGCGCUCGGAAUUACAUAUUGUGAAGACGCAUGCAAUGGAAAAAUGGUGUUCUGAUGAAUGUGGUAGACGGGCGCUUUAUCUGAAAGCACAACUCAAUGGUGAGCCUGCGUGGACAAGAGAUGCUUCCGAAGGCAGUGAUAUCGCGGUCUUUGAACAACAUGAAUGUCGCAGACAUUCUCAAAGGUUGGCGCCGACGAUGCUAGAGGACGUCACAAAGCUCCGCGUUCGUGAGGACGAAGAACAGGUUGACGCAAAGAUGAAGGCUCUCGCAAUUGAACGCGGCGACGCGAAAAUGCCUAGCAAAUCCUCUGGGCUCGUGCAGGUUGUAGACAAGGAUCCAUCUAGGAGAGAAUCACUUGACUAUCAGCUACCGGCUCAAGACACAAGUGAUGCAAUAGAAGGCUAUCAGCCCCGCUUCGAACACAGAAAGCUGGGAAAGAUCUCCCUUGAAGUCGAAUCGUCAGACUUGAUGAGCACGAUAUGA